AAUUGCGGUACAAAUCGAUCGUUUGCGAGUAUGUAGAUAAAUGCUGCUAAACACGGACUGAUGCGGUUCACGCGAAUAUAUACAAGCAAAACGAAGGGGGAGCCCAGAUUAUUCAUAACCUCCUAAAAUGUCCGACGACGAGGAUUUGGUUUACGUGAAGAAACAGAAAACUGUCCAUUAUGGCUCUCUGGAGGAGGCAGAACGUGCACGACUUGCAGCUGCAGUCGAAACUGCGGACGAGGAAAAGGAUGUCACAAGUACAAACGAUGUCGCCAAUGUUACCGCUUCCGGGGGAAAUGUACACAUUUCAAACGAGUACAUGGAGCUCGAGGAUGAAAUGUCCAAGGAUCGGCAGGCGCUGCUGGAAGAAUUUGAGCGUAGGAAAAAGGCCAGACAAAUCAACGUCUCUACAGAUGACUCCGAGGUAAAGAAACACUUGAGACAAUUGGGCGAGCCAAUUUGUCUCUUCGGCGAAGGACCAGCAGAUAGAAGAACAAGAUUAAGGGAAUUAUUAGCCAGCGUGGGUGAGGAUGCUAUUAAAAAGAAACACGAAGAAGAAGAGAAACCGUCUCACCCAAUCGAAAAGGAUACGGAGUCGACUUGGUACCACGAGGGUCCAGAUUCCUUGCAAAUUGCACGAUCGUGGAUAGCGGCGUAUUCGUUGCCCAGAGCAAGGGCACGACUGGAUAAGGCAAGGCAAGACCUACUAUUGCCAGCUGCAACUCGUACAGCGAAGAGACAAGAACUUUUGAAGAAGUUGCAAGCGUUGAGCAUUUAUUGCUCUCAAAUCGGUGACAGGAGGCCCAUUUCCUUUUGCCAGUUCAGUCCUAAUUCAAAAAUCCUUGCUACAGCUUCAUGGUCGGGCUUAUGCAAGUUAUGGUCUGUACCCGACUGUACUUUGUUGCGCACUUUACAAGGACACAAUUGUAAUGUUGGCUGUAUUGUUUUUCACCCAAAAGCUACAAUAACCGAAGAUGUGGUAGGUGAUAAUGCAGAACAGACUUGCGUGCUGGCAUCUUGCGCAGCAGAUGGUACUGUGAAACUUUGGGGUGGUGGCACUGGCGAAGAACCAUUAGCGGAAGUGGAAGGACAUGAACCUCACAGAGUUUCCAGGAUAGCUUUCCAUCCAUCUGGACGAUUUCUCGGUACGUGUUGCUACGACGCAUCUUGGCGAUUGUGGGAUUUGGAGCAACAGGCGGAGGUGCUUCACCAGGAGGGUCAUGCUAGAGCGGUGCACUGUAUUAGCUUUCAAUGCGACGGAAGCGUUUGCGCCACGGGCGGGCACGACUCUUUCGGCAGAGUAUGGGAUUUGCGUACCGGCAGAUGCAUAAUGUUUAUGGAGGGUCAUUUGACAUCGCUCUUCGGCAUCGAUUUCUCGCCAAACGGUUUUCACAUAGCGACGGCAAGCGAGGAUAACACCUGCAAGAUAUGGGACUUGCGGAAGAGAACUUGCAUAUACACGAUACCAGCGCAUACCAAUUUGCUGUCCGACGUGAAAUACCAGAGAACAGAAGGGCAAUACUUGGUUACUGCAUCUUACGACAGCACAGCCAAAAUCUGGUCCAACAAGACAUGGCAGCCUCUCAAGAUGUUACCAGGCCACGAUGGAAAAGUCAUGUCCGUCGACGUAUCGCCCGAUCAUAAGUUUAUCGCAACCAGUUCGUAUGACAGAACUUUUAAGUUAUGGGCUCCGGAAUGAAAUACUUGAGAGAACAUUCCUUCUCAACAACUGUCUCAAAUAUCAUAAAAAUUUAUCUUAGUGCGUUUUUUAUACAAAAGUAGUGCAUAAACAUACGAAAUAUUCGUGUGAAAUAUAAAAACAUUCGAUUUGUUCAUCACGUAUAUUGCAAUUUUAUGUGAAUUGCAUAUUAAUAUCAUUG
Messenger RNA from Wasmannia auropunctata (little fire ant), 1880 nucleotides. It is a transcript of the gene U4-U6-60K, whose product is annotated as U4/U6 small nuclear ribonucleoprotein Prp4. The transcript is spliced from 5 exons. Gene Ontology annotation, biological process: mRNA splicing, via spliceosome. The coding region runs from base 128 to 1699 and encodes 523 amino acids. Gene Ontology annotation, cellular component: U4/U6 x U5 tri-snRNP complex. The record is from RefSeq and is a predicted model, not a curated record. Lineage: Eukaryota; Metazoa; Arthropoda; Insecta; Hymenoptera; Formicidae. Gene Ontology annotation, molecular function: U4 snRNA binding; U6 snRNA binding; protein binding.